Messenger RNA from Owenia fusiformis, 427 nucleotides. NCBI's taxonomy places the organism in Eukaryota, Metazoa, Annelida, Polychaeta, Sabellida, Oweniidae. The record is from the annotation of a GenBank genome assembly.
CCUCAGUCAUCACAGUCUCCCUCUAUAUUCAUAGACAAAGAUGGGGAGGUGAGAUAUGUAGUUGGCGCAGCAGGAGGAAGGUUUAUAAUACCAGCUAUUACACAGGUGGUUUCUAGUAUGUUAUGGUUAGGAGAUGAUGUCUAUACUGCCAUAGAUAAGGCUCGAUUUACACACACACUUAUUCCUUUCACUCUCAGAUAUGAAAAAGAAUUUAAUGAGCCAAUAACACGAGUUUUAGAUAUUUUGGGCCAAAAGACGUCAUUCUUUGAUACAUUGCCUUGUAUAGGAAGAGUUGAAGUGAUCAAACAACACCAGAAUGGUACGAUUCAAGGAUAUUCUGAUAAAAGAAAGUUUGUAACAUAAACUGUCAACAAGGAUGCUAAACAAGGCAUUAACAUGACAAAAUGUCUCAACCAGUUAUCAGAAU